AUGAAAAGUUUUGAACGCAGACCAUCUGUUGCAGAAAGAAGAUCCCCAUUUGUAGGAAGUGCAUCUACUAAUAAUACCCCAACCCCUAUGGUAGUUCCACAUUUGGCAGGCAUAGAAGACCCAGUUCCAGAAACUACACCUGAAAAGGUGGAUGUUUUGAUUGCUGGUACUGGUAUAGUUGAAAGUGUAUUAGCCGCUGCAUUAGCUUGGCAAGGUUCUAAUGUUUUGCAUAUCGAUCAAAAUGAUCAUUAUGGUGACACUUCUGCCACUUUAACUGUAGAUCAGAUUAAGCGUUGGGUAAAUGAAGUCAAUUCUGGUAAAUUAGCACCUUAUAGUAAUGCUAAACUUUAUGUAUCCACGAAUGUUGGCCGUAAUUAUAAAUCGCGUGACUUUGGGGUCGAUCUAUCACCUAAGCUAUUAUUUGCUAAUUCAGAUUUGUUAUCUAUCUUAGUCAAAUCUAGAGUCCAUCAAUAUUUAGAAUUCCAAUCGUUAUCAAGUUUCCAUACUUUUGAAAAUGACUCAUUUGAAAAAUUAACAAACUCUAAACAAGAGAUCUUUACUGAUAAUAAUUUACCUUUAAUGACAAAACGUAAUUUGAUGAGAUUUAUUAAAUUUGUUCUCAACUGGGAAGCUCAGCCUGAAAUAUGGGAGGCUUAUUCAGAAAGAUCUAUUUAUGAUUUCUUGACAGAGAAAUUUAAAUUGGAUAAAGCUCAAACAUUUGAAUUGAUAUUUUCCAUUGGCCUAUGUUACAAUAUCGAAACUGUGACCCCCAAGGCAUUACAAAGAAUUCGUCGUUAUUUGACUAGUUUUGAUGUUUAUGGACCUUUCCCCGUAAUGUAUUCUAAAUAUGGUGGCUCUGGUGAAGUUUCUCAAGGGUUUUGUCGAUCUGCAGCUGUUGGAGGUGCCACUUAUAAAUUAAAUGAUAAACUAAUAGAUUACAAUCCAGAAACUAAAAUAGCUACAUUUAAGGACGGAUCGAAGGUGACUGUAAUGGAAAAAGUUAUAAUGUCUCCAACUCAAGCACCAGAAGGUUGUGCAAAUAUUCCAAAACAACAGUUUGAAAUACAUAGACUAAUAUGUAUUGUUGAGAAGACAUGUAACCAGUGGUUUGCAGAUGGUGAAUCUGCAGCUGUUGUGGUCUUCCCACCAGGUUCUUUGAAAUCAAAUAAUACACAAGUGGUACAAGCUGUGAUACAAGGUUCAAAUAGUGAAACAUGUCCUAGAGGUACAAGUAUUUGGUAUUUGACAUCUGCGGAACAAGGUCCCCGUGGUGAAAUAGAUUUAGAUGCUGCAUUAGAAGCCCUAGAGAAUAGUCUUUUAAGGGAAACUUCUCAAGAUAUCGUUAAUGACUCUGAUAUUGUUCAAGUUGGACCAGAAGGUCAAACUAUUAUAAACUCUGUGAAAUUAGGUCAAUCCUUUAAAGAAUACGUCCCUAGAGAAAAAUUGAAUUUCUUGAUGAAAUUCUACUUCACUCAACAUACUUCAACACCACCAUUUAAUAUCGUUGCCUCCUCUUUGUUUGAUAUGCAAGAUGAUAAUAGAUUAAUUCCUGGCGCAAGUGAUAAUGGAAUCAUUUAUACCCCUAUGCCUUCGGCUGAAAUUUCAUAUGAUGAAGUAGUUACUGCUGCCAAAGUAUUAUAUGAAAAGAUUGUAGGAAGUGAUGAUGAUUUUUUCGAUGUUGAUUUUGAAGAUGAAGAUGACAAUGCAAUGACUAAUAAUCCUGACUACGAGAAUGCUAUAGCAAGCAAUUCUGACGAAGAUAUUGCCAUGGGUGAUUCCGGUGAACCCGUAGGAGAAAUGGAAAUAUGA
Henningerozyma blattae CBS 6284 is the source of this 1809-nucleotide messenger RNA. It is a transcript of the gene MRS6, whose product is annotated as GTPase-activating protein MRS6. Gene Ontology annotation, molecular function: GDP-dissociation inhibitor activity. The record is from RefSeq and is a predicted model, not a curated record. Gene Ontology annotation, cellular component: cytosol; Rab-protein geranylgeranyltransferase complex; cytoplasm. The transcript has a single exon. NCBI's taxonomy places the organism in Eukaryota, Fungi, Ascomycota, Saccharomycetes, Saccharomycetales, Saccharomycetaceae. The coding region runs from base 1 to 1809 and encodes 602 amino acids. Gene Ontology annotation, biological process: small GTPase-mediated signal transduction; protein geranylgeranylation; vesicle-mediated transport.